Molecule: messenger RNA, 339 nt
Organism: Trichoderma reesei QM6a
Lineage: Eukaryota; Fungi; Ascomycota; Sordariomycetes; Hypocreales; Hypocreaceae
Exons: 2
Coding region: 1-339 (112 amino acids)
Source: RefSeq, a predicted model, not a curated record
AUGGCAGACCGCGUGCACCGGGUUACCAUGUUCAAGCUCCCCAGCGAGGAGGGGCAGAAGAAGCUUAUCGAGCAGUAUCAGAUCCUCAGGGAGAACAACAGCAAGGACGGCAAGCCGUACAUCCUCUCCAUGGCCGCCGGCCCCGCCGAGCCCGACCAGCGCUCCCAGGGCUACACCUUUGUCGCAAAGUCCGAGUUCGCCAGCCUCGACGACAUGAAGUUUUACGACGCCGAGUGCCCCGCCCACCAGGCCCUCAAGAAGGUGGCCAUGACGCUGGGCGUCGAGGGCAUCUUGACCGUCUACUUUAAGCCUCAGGUCACCGGGGGUGCUGCGCCGUGA